Messenger RNA from Spirometra erinaceieuropaei, 11779 nucleotides. NCBI's taxonomy places the organism in Eukaryota, Metazoa, Platyhelminthes, Cestoda, Diphyllobothriidea, Diphyllobothriidae. The record is from the annotation of a GenBank genome assembly.
AUGAUUGACGAUGACGAGAUUGACGUCCCACUAGAAGGUUUAGCUGGUUUAUCAUUCCCAACUUGUAGGUUCCGCCUUUUUGCGGCAUUUUACCUUCAACUACCUUACAUUUGAUAAACUGCCAAAUGCCGAAUGUAAACUACUUAUGGUAAUUUUUCUUCUACCUGCUCACCCCCUCCUCAGCAUCCGGUGGCAGGUUGUUACAGAUCAACAAGCAAUAGAAAAAAAUUUCCUAUGCUAUCAAACGCAAAUGUAAGAGUCCGCAAUAUUCCUUACGUUGCAGCCAAUUACCCCAUCUUUAGACUCGACUUUGAAGCAUUUGUUUCAAAUCAUAGACAAUUAUGAGGUAACUACCUUUUAUGAUGACAUAGGUCUUAGGAUGUGUUUUACUACCAACGACACCCGAAAAUGGAAAAAGUUCGAGAGCUUUACAGCGCCCAUGCUCUUAACCACGCCUUAAAGUACGUCCUUGCAUGCGAUUUCAGUGUCCCUAUUCAGAUCGAGAAAGUUGGUUAUGAAGAAUAACGCCCGGGCGGAAAAAUCUGGACUGGAUGAGUAAGUCUAUUUCGGACUAUCAGAGUGCAGUGUUUAAUAUUUUAUUGGUCAACGUUUGCCAACCUCAGUUUACUCAUGCAUACUCCUUUGCUUCAUCCACCCUUCUUUGCUACUCUCGAAUUAUGGUUUAGGAGGGUUUCGUAGUAGUGACGGGGGCAUCGGGUUGGGAAUUGAAAAUAACUGGUUUAACAGUAAUAUAAGCAUUCAGAGGCCGGUUAUUAUUCAUUUUUGGCUCUGCACUUUGUGCAGAAGUCGGAUCAUCCGAGUAUGACGCCAUGCUUACAGGAUAAAACUACCUGGUACGUUGGGACGUUUUUAAGCAUCAGGCAGGUUGUUGCACACCACCAUAUAGUGCCCUUACGCUCUCCAGAGGUCUGAGGUAGACUCAGACUCUGUUCAGACGUCAACCUCAGGAGGCCGCUGUCUCUGAUAUCUUAAAAUUACAGUCAAUAUCGUUAAUUGUGGAAACUCCCCAAACAUUUUAUUCGGAUCCUUCAGGUCCCACUUGUGUUGGUUAGUCGACAAAAAACGGGCGGUAUGAGUCAAACCAAAAUUUAAAGCGUUCCGUGUAGGCCACCACAUUGUAUGUAUGGUGAACUAUGUCUGCACGCUUGCAAAGCUAGAAUUCUAGGCGCUGACUACUCCGUUGGGGGAAAGGGGAGAGGAUGGCUGUGCUAAAGCUCUUUCUGGGUUACGUUCGACUAUUUUACAUUUAUGGUAAGGAACUGUUCACGCCGGUUUGAUUGCGUCCCAUAAUACCAGUCAGGUGAGUGUAUGGCUUUGGCGACUUCAUAUGAAAAAUUAUUCUUCAGAAAUCUCAUUGGAUCGCUUUCAUGCCUCAUAUCUGAUUUUCUCCUCAGAGUUAGCCUUUCUUUUGUCGACGCAUGUUCGAUUUGGACACUUUUAGUUCACUGCGUGAUCAGGGCUUCCACAGGGCUCGAGUUCUCAUUCUGCUGCCCACUCGCGAGGCGGCCAGACGUACUGUACAUCAAAUGCUUCGCCUGAUGCCUAAGGGCUCCACUGUCAGCCACAGGAAGCGCUUUGAACGAGACUUUGGUCCUCAGGAAGGGCAGACUGAUCGAGAGAAGCGCAAGGGAAAAAAACCCGCGGACUACGAAGAAUGGUUCUCCUGUAAUUUUCCCUUUGUCUUUCCUGUCUCUCAUCAUUCCUACAGUUUCCUUUUGGGUGUGUUGACGCACUCCCUCAUCCACUCCUCCACGCUGCUAGUCUAAGUUUGCUGGCCUUCAUCAUAUAUAUUGCACUGUAAGAAUCGCUGCACCCGCGUGUUCCACCGACCGAGCUUUAAUUGUGGCGUCGGCUUAAUGUGCACAUCUGAAGGCUCUAGGCGUUUUGAAUAGUAACCUUGGUAAAUAUCUAAGGUGGGGUCAAAAGACCUCAGCUUUCGGUCAGUAUGCAUAGCAUCCAGGCAAGCGCCGUUUAAUAACCUUUGGCUCUUGUCAGCAAUCGGUAACAGACUAAUAGCAUUGAAUAUUAUCCCUUACUAUCUGAAACUUCUCGACUUAAACAACACUCAUUUGCGUCACCAUAGUUCCCUUUUGACUUUGGCUAACUUGUGCGUACUCUGAAUUCUUCUGCAAAUAGCAAAUAUUGAUGACAAGUUUCGGAUCGGAAUUGCCGUAUCAAAGAAGUCGGUGAAGUUGUAUUCGGCCUUUGCGGAUUCUGACAUCAUACUGGCCUCUCCAUUGGGCUUGGAAACCCUGUUCAAUGACACUGAGUAUGUUGAUUUUUCUGUCCCAUCUCAUCUUUCCUUUUUGCUAAUUUGGUUUGGCACUACGCCGUUCAUCCCGCGCUUGGCAUUUAAAUCCUAGAGUUGGAAGUUUCCAUUAUAUCGCUGUGGCUCGUGCCAAACCCAGAAGCUUUCGGGUUCCCGCGGUGAUGGCAUUCUUUUUUAUGUUUCAGAGACAAGACUCAGGAUGUGCAGUACGUCACCGCGUCGAUUGAGCUACUAAUUGUCGAUCAGGCGGAAUUUCUACUGAUGCAGAACUGGGCCGCCGUACAGGAUAUUGUCGCUCGUCUCAACCAGCGUCCUGCAAAGCCAUCAAUUACUUCGCCCGCCCGCAUCCGUCUUGCCUAUCUGGCAGGUUUUGGCUCUCGAUUCCGCCAAACCCUCCUUUUCUCCGCCGUGGAUUCGCACCUUAUCUCUGCGCUUUCCAGCAAGUGUGAGAGUAAGUUACUCGCCCGCGUGUCUCACAGCUACGCUUAGGUUUCUUGUCUUGCACGCUUUGCUUCUGCCGUUUAGAAGUAACCGCCGGCCUUUCAUGAGUAACAGCGCAGUACCAAAGCUUAUUUCGGACAUCCGUAGCCGUAAACUUCAGCCACUUUCUGGGUUGUCGAGUGCUCCAUUGUAAGGAUUAGGUUAGUACCAAUACGGACUUGCAUUUUCCAGGCCAAACUUGAACACCCCAUGACUGUUUCCUCGGACUCGGCAUUCUUAUUGUUAGUACUUGACUCUGGAAAAAAUGCACAUAAACUCGAUAACGUCUGUUCAGUCAGGUUACGAUACUGUGAUAGAAAACGGAAGUACCAACUGUCCUUCGCAAAUACAGUGAUUGUGAGACUGGGACCGUUCAAGUACAGGUCCUGCCAAAACUUAGCCUUCAUGUUAAUGAAAACUGAAUUGUAAAAAUGGCCUACGCACGCAUUCACUGCCCUCGUCGUACAAUUAAUUGCGCUGGUUUGAACUGCUUGCAAUAACUUACUUCGUUUAGUAACGCACUGACGUGAAAUCCUGUCGGUGAACCAGUUAUUCCUUCCCCUUAAGAUUUGCUCCAAAAUGAACUCAACCUUCUUUAUAAAGUGCUUAUCACUUCUGUUGUUUAGAGACCUCCUGUAUCCGGUCGUCGCUGGAACUAGAGAGCUCUGGCCGAAAUCUUUAAAGAGACUCUUAACUAGGAUGGAUUACAUAAGUGGCUGUGGCAGCCUUUGGCUCUAUAACUUUUGCAGCUACAUGUCUUUCUCUCGUUCGUGAAAAGCCGCUACAUAAGUGAUGCAUAUUUUAGGUGUUUUUCUAUAUUUAGUUAAUUUCCAGGUGUGUGAGCAAUCCUGUCAUUCUAUCGAAAAUUGCGUUCUAAAAUUUAGCAGUAGGGCAUAUAAGAUAUUCACUUCAAACCAAUUAACACUCGCGUCGUCCACUAUCUGCAGGCUGGCUAAGGGGGCUCUUAAAGUGUUCAGCGUAGUCCAUAUUUAAAUGUUUUAAGCGUGAGGGACCCUAUUUACAGGGCUAGGGACAGAAAACGCAUUGCGACAAGACGACAUUUGGCAUGAACUUUCAAAACGCCUGCUCCUUGCAAGGAGCGCAAAUUUAAAAGGCCUGGUGUGCUACAAGCGGGGUCCGAAGAAUGAAAAAUCCCUGCAUCCGUUCUAGGACGUAUGGCUGGCGUCAUAGAGACAUCAAACCUUGAUGAAAAACGUUGCCCUCCUAAGCUGUGAUUUUCUCAUGACUGUGACCGCCACAGGUGCGUUCACUUACGCCUACGUCCUGUGUUUAUUACUAAGUAAUUUUCCUCAGAAAGCACAUUUAAAAGUCUCAUCAAGUUAUUCAUGUAGUGCGACACCGAAAAGGUAAUUACGCUUGUCACUGUGCUAAAAUGGGACCAUCGUAUGGUUGACUCGUUACACAGUCUUACCAGCUUGUUUAUUUCAUCUGUUAAGAUCAAAACUUGAAAAAAUAUUGUUCAGCUUGCCGACAUGUACCGCACAUUGUCCAUCCACUCGCAGAUCGUUGUUUACGGUGUUUGGUCCUUGGCGAAGUUCCCUAUUACCUACUUAUUACUUACAUUUGUCCAGAUCCGGUAUCAUAGUGGGUUCUUCUUUCGAAAUUUUUGCCUAAAUUUCGGGUAAUUGUUUUAUCUGAUGGUCCGUAGUUGUCUUUCUACUAGGUGCGGACAGGACUCUGCCUUAAAAUCCUUUUGGUGAACCAGUUAGUCCUUUCUCUUGGUUUCUCCAGAAUGGACUCGACCUUCUAAAUAAACUGCCCGUCACUUCUGUUGUUUGGAGGCUUGUAUCCGGUCGCCCUGGAACUAGUGAGCUCUCGCCGAAAUAUUCAGAUACACUCUCAAGUUGGAUGGGCUAUUUAAGUGGCUGUAGUAGUCUUUAGUCGGCGUUUGGAUUGAUAAUUUUUGCAGAUACACUUGUUACUCUCGUUUGUGAAAAGUCACUGCAUGAGAAGUGCGUAUUUCCAGAUCUUUUCCGGUACUCUGGUGAAUUCGUUCAUCCUUUUCAGAAGAGGUGUGCAAGCAUUUUUUACUGAAAACUUGCGCCACUGAUGCGUUGAAUUACGCCUGCGUCCUGUGUAUAACAUCAUUUCAGUCCCACCUAAGUAGUUUUCCUCUUAGAAAAUUGUUUAUGCAGUACGACAUCGAGAAGUGAUUACCCACGUCGUAUAGCCAACUCCUUCCGCAAUCUUGCCGGCUUGUUUAUUCCAUCUGUUAGGAUAGGAACUUGGGCAAAUAACGUUCUGUGUAGGAGUCAGCUCGUCGAAGUUUGCCGCACGUUGUCUAUCCAUUCACAUGACGUUGCCCAUCCCUUGCAUUCUGAUCUUAUUUCUGCGAAGUCUUCCCUCUCGAUGCGCCGCAGCUUCCGGCUUAUGUCCUGUCGAACAUCGGCUUUUCGAGCUUCUGUAUUACCAUUCCUGGCGUGCUAUCUUGCGUGUGAAGAGAUAGGAAUACAGAAGCUAAGACUUGAACUGCCCUCAUAAUAAUCGUUCCUUGUGUGUUAUACUUUUUGACUCUGGAAUGAUUUAUUAACUUGUUUACUUCCCAUAGUGAAUGGAGCCUAUUUUUUGCUGAAACGUUUGAGUUUGAUUCCAAAAUAAAGUGAAUUCCUCUCUCUCUCUCUCUCACUCUCCCUCCCCUCUUUCACACUCUCGUGUCGGGUGUUUGUGUUUUGCCAAAGUCUCUCAUUGCUUACCUGACUCAACUCUUCUACAUUUCACCGCACUUCUAUAUUUGUCCAAACGCCAUAUCGUAAUGGUUCCCCUUUCGACAUUUCUGCCUUGAUUUUGGGCGCUGAUUUUAUCUGAUGGUCUGCAGUUUUCUUCCGACUUGGCGGACUCUGUUUUUUUCUGAGCUGCUUAAGCCGAAUUACUCGGCAUUCACCCAUAAAGGUGUCAUUCCGACAUCAUGCACAUUACUUCUAAACUUCUGCUUGCGUGUCGGUGAUAAACCCCAAUUUGCCGCUGCUCUGACACCUUGUAGACUUCCAGGGACUGAAUCUCUUCCUGUCAGCUCCCCUCUAUCAGGGCGCUUUUCCCAGCUACCUGCCGGACAGCCAUCGAGUACCCGGGCUCAAACUUCCAAUACCACUGACUAAUGGUGCGACUGCAAGCACCCCGCAAGAGACCAAGACAGCCUUGGACAACUUCAAGCUAACCCUCCUGACCUUCGGGGUGUCCGGCUCGGCUGGUUCCAACCCCCUUCUGUUGUUCGAAAAGGAGUCAGACGAUGAGGACAACGAGGAUAGCGGUCUCAGCGAUGUCGCUGAGGAGGAGGCCCUCGAGCCGCCGAAAAAACGCAAAAAACAAACAGCUGCCUAUCAGGACACACUUCUGCUGAAAUCGGCAUUGCCGUCAGUCAACCUCACAGAGAAGAGUAAGUCUGCGACAGUUUUGCCUAGUCGGGGCGUCUUUCGUGAUUAUUGUAUGUCCGCAGAGUAAGCUGAAACCUGCCACUGUGACGAUUCCGCUCUGGGUAGUUUCCUUGGCAGGGUACUUCGACUAUCGCAAACGAUGAUGCCUGCCCUGUGCUCCACAGCGUGGCAGUCUUACGUAACGUCUGUCGCACUCCUUACUCUUUUAAGUCUGGGGACAAAACAGUCCCGACGACCGGAGGUGGCCAAUAAACUGAGCAGUCCGUCUACGCGUGCCACGCACGACGUCGCCUCAUUCAGGGGAAGCCAUUGCAGCCUGAAUUCGUCCUGAGAGGACCGAGUUGCCCUGUCGAUUGGCAGCCUUUGGAGCCAUGGCUUUUGACGCGUCGGGGUGGUUUGAGGCGCUUUGGGUUUCUUAUAGCGACCAAUGCCCUUAGGUGCCGUGGAAAGGAACUUCGCAAUGUCAAUCUCACUCUCUCUUCCCCCUUCCGUGCACCACCUUGUUGUCCGACACAGUCAGCCAUCCGAUGCUGUGAUUUGGUGCAAGUGACUAGCCCGGUGUGAGCCUGCACCCAGGCGUGCUACCGCGCCCUGUGUGUGACAUUUGUCGUUGCAUGCGCGAACUUUCCAAAGCUCAUUUAAUUCAUACGUGUGCUACUUCGGUCUACGUGUUUACCCAGCGCAUCAAUAGCGCCGCCCUCUUGAGGGCCCCAGUUUUUCAGUAUAAUACCAUGUUGUUUACAGCGAAGUGUAGAGGGAGACUAGUGCGGUUCUGUAGGUCGUUCGUGUUUUGCCUCAAUGAAUGAGCAUAACUUUUGGUGGGCGUCAUUGUUCUCGGUUAAGGAUCGGCAAAGUUUUGACUGGUAGAAUCGUAUGACACAACCAGGGGCUGUCACACUUCACGCAUCUCCCUGGUGUCCGGUUUCAAACCCCCCCCUUCCCUCCUAUUUUCAAUUCCACGGUAUUUGCAAGAGUUCACAAUCUAAUCCCUCCAAGAACCCUGCAUUUUGUGCAGGUAGUUAUUUCAGCAAAUUCUAUAAACGUUUGAUCUUCCGGUGGGUCUGUACUCGUUUCUGACUUCGUUCAAUGCUGGCAGGCCUCUAUUCGCCUUCUCUCAUUGUCUUGUGGACUACUGCCCUACGUUCACCUUGAUGUCUCCGGACGACAGUCUGACUUGGGAGGGUGCCAAUCGUUCUGGCGCUCCCACACAAACGAUCUGGGCGGACAGUCGGACGACCGAGUCUUCACGAUUUUGAAACCACUGUCAUCGUGGUGGUCAACUUGGGUGUUCUGUUCUUUUCGGAGAUUUUUCAGUCGAAUGCAUUUCUGACUCGGGACUACCUUCCUGUUAUGACAACAUUCCGCAUGACUGCUUCUUCAAGUGGUUCGACAGCGGUGCUCAUAUCUUAGGAUUUCCCGGGCCGUCACUGUCUCAAUUGUCAAUGCGUGUUGGCUACGGUGACUUCAUGCAGUUCACGUGACCUCGGGGCCUGGUGUCCAUUGCGGUGCCAACUUCAACAUAUUCAGUAAGAUCAUAUUACCGACAAAGACAAGGGAGACUGGAAUGGCCAUUUCUGGCCUAUUAGCCAUCGUCUGCCAGUCAUACCCAACCCCGAAGUGUGGAACACCCAAGGCUCGAACUCACGACCUGUUUAUUAGAAGCCCAUGCCUCUAACUACUGGGCCACGUGCCCGUUGCCAUGUCGGUUUUUGGUCGGGAAUAUACAAUGGUAGAGUAGCCCUCACCGAUCGUUCUUACGGAACUCACUCGUUCCGUUGUGCCAUACUGGCUCUCUCUCGAGCCCAACCAACAGCGGCACAUCGGCGCAUGCUAUAGGCGGUAUGCUAUUACCGAUAAGUACAACGGAGACUGGAAUGACCAUUUCUGGCUUAUCAGCCGUCGUCAGUCAGUCAUACCCAACCCCAAAGUGUGCAACACCCGAGGCUGCGCUGCUGCUGGUUGGGCUCGAAAGAGAGAGCCCGUAAGGCACAACGGAACGAGUGAGUUCCGUAAGAACGAUCGGUGAGCGCCCCGUACCAUAUUCUGUAAUUUUUGACUGCUGAGCGUUCACGAGAAAUACCAAUGGUCUUCUGUCCUCCCCAUACAUCUGUUGGCUGACAGGCUUGCACAAUCGACUGGUGCCUGGGAUUGGGAAGAUAUAGUGGCUGGGAAAUCCAUCCGUACAGGAAAUCAGCGUAUUCCACACUGUGUAGUAACUCUGACGUGCCUGGGCCCCUUAAGACCCCCCCCCCUUGAGUCAUGGUCCCCUCCCGGUGUGAUCUUUAUGAGAUUCGAGUCACUUUUACCGUAGUGGAAACCAGUUCGUGUGUGGCACACGUAGACGGCUGUUUCUAACCCCUGCGUCGUCGCCAAAUUCCGGUCGUAUUGGCUUCGUCCUACCAUUGGGACAGGAUGGGCGACAGAAGAGAGAAUGCAGUAGACACCGAGCAAGUCUGCCCCACAGCGAGUCGUCGGUGCCUGGAACGGGCUUCCCGAGGACGUAAUAAUGGCGGAUACCACGGAGACGUUCAAGCAAAGACUCGAUGCAUAUUUGCUUGGACACUAUCGCUUGUCUGAACAGAACAGCUCUGUGGUGCUAAACCAACGCCUUGCAUACUCAUACCGCUAAUGCGGAUGACUGUCAUUACAUUUUACUGAAAUCAUCUACAACUGAAUGUUCUCAAGUUUUGGUUCUACAUUUUCAUGGAAAAUAUUCUGUUAAAUGUGUAUAUUACUGACAACUUUUCAGUACCAUGUUUAUUUAUAGUGAGUUAUUGAAUGUACCGUUUACAAUAGGGUUUUCAAAGGCAUUGCCUAUUACUCUUAAAAUAUACUGAGCUAUAAAUUCACCCUACAAGUCUCCUGAGCUGCGCCCACUCUGUGGAGCACGCGGUGGGCGUUCCCGUUUGAGACAUAACCAGUUGGCCAACUACUUCAGCGCAUACUGAUUUGUUUUGAGCUUAGUCGUAUCAACCAAGGAAUUCAUGCGCACGCAGGUGUAUUUUGUAGUUGGAGAAUUCCUUCACUGCACUUCACUUUCCCUCACUGAAUGUACUGGUAAGCACCAAACACCUGUCUUUUUAGGCGGUCGCGUCGUGCCCCAGGCGCGUCUUUCAGCCUUCAAACAGCGUCUCCUACCCCGCCUACGCAGGGGUAUCGAUCAGCGAGUACUCAUCUACGUGCCAGAUUACUUUGAUCUAGAGGAACUGAGGAACCUUCUGCGUGAGGAGUCUCUUUCCUUCUGUCAUGUUCACGAGUGAGUUUAGCACCCCCUCCCGCCGCCCUACGCAGUUUGCGCAACUAUUCGCCUCUGACUGCUUAGUAAUCUUUUUGACCGGCCUCAGCUAGUGACUUCCUGUCUUUUCCUUUUCAGGUACCUUCCCGACAAUGAGGCUGAGCGUUACCGAAACUUGUUCGAUCAGGGUCGGAUCCGGAUCAUGCUUAUCAGCGAGAGGUAUUACUUCUUCCGAAGGUAGGUUUGCCACCUCCUACGAUUCAAACUGUCAGGAAAUCGCCAAUUUGUCGCACGUGAAGGAGGAGACACGAUCGCUGGGACAAGAGCUUUAUUAGGCUGAUGUUUCGGGCUCCUGCUCGAACGCCGACACGGGUGAUGAUGUCUCUGAUGAUGGGUUCGAGCAGGAACCCGAAACGUCAGGCUAAUAAAACUCUUGUCUCGGCGAUCGUGUCUCCAUCUUCACGACUGCUUUCUGGGACUCGUCUCUUUUCUUCUAUUGGAUUGGCACGUUUUGGAGGUCUCCCUUCCCCAACCAUCUUGUCUUUAGGACUGCCCCUACCGCCUUCGGUAGUGGGCAAAUGGAUGAAUUGCGGAGACUUAUUCUUUUGAAACAUCGAAUUCACCUGCCAGUAGCUCUCCAGUGGUUCUUAACUGGCCAUUCACCUGUCGUUUCGUCAAACACAAGAGGAGAAGCAGAUUUGGAAAAUGGGAUGAAAAUGUGUAAGCGAACGUUCCCGAACGGUUCGCUGAUGUAGCCAUGCGAACGGGAAAGUACUCAAAGUGGAUAGUUGUAUUAUAAAAGUAGUAGUCAAAAAUGGCAAAAAGUAUGUGAACAUGCAGUAGGUGUGCUAACUCGUAAAAUGUUCACCGAAAUUUCGAAAUGCGUUCUUGUUUCGAAAAGAUUAAUUAAGAAGGGUUUUAAAACUAAUCACCGUCCAACAUAAUUCUAUAAUGCUCCAGCUACCUUAGGGUGCCUUCUUUCGAACGAACUUAUUUCCGACUGCAUGCAAGAACUAUACUCUGCAAAAAAUGACUAUUUAAGUAGCAUACAAUUUUCUCAUUGAUUUUCGAUGCCCUUGAAAAUUCAAUUAUAUUCCAUGGAAAACAUGCAUAAAAAUAUUCAUUUUUUACUUAUUCGGUAGAAAAUCACGUCUUCUUUCAAUUUUAUACUUGAAGGAAGGGUACAAUUCGGUUUUUAAAACUUUUCCAAUUCCCAAAUAAUUUUGAACCCGACCUGCUGUUAUACUUGCAUUCAGGGUUUUCAAACCACAAGCCGCAUAUUUUCCGUGUACGGAAAACCAUACAUUUCUCUACGGUAUUAAGAGGAGACCAUAUGGGUUAACAAAAUCAAGCAGUGGAUUUGAGCGAUAUUGUUACUUUUACAAGCCACAUUGGUAGAUGCAGAUACAUGACGUUUUAUGGACGGCCAUCUCAUGGUAUUAAAAAAUCCCACAAUUAGAGACUUUUUGAAACCAAAUUAUACUCCUUCCUCGACCAUAAAAUUGAAAGAAGACGUGAUUUUCUACCGAAUAAGCAAAAAAUGAAUAUUUUAUGCAUUUUUUCCAUGGAAUAUAAUUGAAUUUUCAAGGGCAUCGAAAAUCAGUGAUGAAAAUGCAUGCUACAUAAGCAGUCAUUUUUUGCAGAGUAUGGUUCUUGUAUGCAGUCGGAAAUAAGUUCGUUCGAAAGAAGGCACCCUGAGGUAGCUGGAUCAUUAUAGAAUUAUGUUGGACGAUGAUUAGUUUUACAACCCUUCUUAAUUAAUCUUUUCGAAACGAGAACGCAUUGCGGAAUUUCGGUCGACAUUUCAUGAGUUAGUCCACCUACUGUAAUUGCUCGCUGUGUGUAUGACUAGUAGAAUCUACCAAUAGUCGUCGGAAAAUUGGAACCGCAGUGUUCCCGAAGGGCUCAGAGUCUGUUUUAUUGGACUCUGGUAGUCGAUUAAAUGCUUAGAUUGAUGGGAGCACGCGGUGGACUUCGUCGGCAACGACGGUCGAACUGUCGGUAUGUGCGUGUUUUCAACGGCAAUGCCUGAUGUGUGACUGUGUCUGUCCUUGCCUAGAUAGCGAACUAGUGCGACGUCCUAAUGUUCCUUAAGCCUCCUUGCUCUUCUUUUCACGGCCGUUUCCUUUUUCUUCUAGACGGAAACUUCGAGGCGCUCGUAACUUCAUUUUCUACGGCCCACCCACCUUCCCCUGGUUUGUGCGGGAACUGCUCUCCGCAGCUGAGGUCCAGCCGGCUGCGGCCACCAAUGCUGUCGGGGAGUCUCUGACUGCGGGCACCGCUGACCCCGCCGCAGCCGACGCCUGCAGCGUGACCAUCCUCUACUUCCCUCCCUGGGAGUCCCACCAAUUAGCCAUGAUCACUGGCAGUAUUGACGUCUGA